AGCAGAGCUGCUCCUUUUGGAGUACCCAGGGAUCAGCAGAGGAACUCUGGAGAGUAGGAGAGGCCCAGGACAGCUUGGGCCUGGGACCAAGUCCAGAACUGGGGGGUGGAGGCUAGUUCCUAAGUGGAGGUGUCCCUUUAACAACAGCUAGCCUGGCCCAUUUGGAUGCACUCUUUGCCUCCCGAUCAGCUGUGGCUGCAGCUGCUGUGCUGACUCAUUGCACCAGUAGCCAGCAGAAACUGGGGGCAUGUGCUCCUCAGGGGCCUCAGCAGGCUGGGGGCUUCUGGAUUACAAGACAGAGAAGUAUGUGAUGACCAGGAACUGGCGGGUGGGCGCCUUACAGAGGCUGCUGCAGCUCGGGAUUGUGGCCUACGUGGUGGGAUGGGCCCUCCUUGCAAAAAAAGGCUACCAAGAACGGGACCUGGACCCCCAGAUUUCUGUCAUCACCAAACUCAAAGGAGUUUCUGUGACUCAGAUCAAGGAGCUCGGGAACCGUUUGUGGGAUGUGGCUGACUUCGUGAAACCACCACAGGGAGAGAACGUGUUCUUCUUGGUCACCAAUUUCCUUGUGACGCCAGAUCAAGUUCAGGGCAAAUGCCCAGAGCACCCCUCUAUCCCGCUGGCUAACUGCUGGGUCAAUGAGGACUGUCCUAAAGGGGAGACAGGGACACACAGCCAUGGCAUAAAAACAGGUCAAUGUGUGGAAUUCAACGGGACCCACAGGACUUGUGAAAUCCAGAGCUGGUGCCCAGUGGAGAGUGGCACUGUGCCCAAGAGGCCCCUGCUGAUCCAUGCCAAGAACUUCACGCUGUUCAUCAAAAACACUGUCACCUUCAGCAAAUUCAACUUUUCCAAGACCAAUGCCUUAGAUACCUGGGACUCCGCCUAUUUUAAGCACUGUCGCUAUGAUGCACUCUCCAGCCCCUACUGCCCCGUGUUUGGCAUAGGAGACCUUAUAGCUGCAGCUGGUGGGGACUUUGAAGACCUGGCAUUGCUGGGUGGUGCUGUAGGCAUCAGAAUCCACUGGGAUUGUGACCUGGACACCGGGUGCUCUGACUGCUGGCCCCAUUACUCCUUCCAGCUGCAGGAGAAGAAUUACAACUUCAGGACAGCCAGUCACUGGUGGGAAGCCCCAGGUGUGGAAGCUCGAAGCUUGCUCAAGCUCUACGGGAUCCGCUUUGACAUUCUCGUCACUGGGCAGGCAGGGAAGUUCGGGCUUAUCCCCACAGCCAUCACGGUGGGCACUGGAGCUGCUUGGCUAGGUGUGAUCACCUUCCUCUGUGACCUGUUGCUACUGUAUGUGGAUAGAGAAGCCCAUUUCUACUGGAGUACAAAGUAUGAGGAGGCAAAAGCACCAAAGGAGGCUGCCAAUCCUGAAUGGACCAAGCCAGCUUUCACACCUGCAAGCCCCAUUGCUCAGGUGCCUUAGAUAGGGCCAGCACCCGCCCCCAUGGUAGCUGCUACUGGGAGCCAGACUUGGUUGCUAGGGUGGUCCUGUCUGGGCUCUGGUAUCCACUUACCUGAUUAUUCYUGAGGCCUGUAGCACUCCAUGUUGUUUGGGGGGUUGGGGGCUGGGAAGGAUGAGGUCCUGACUUGGGGACGUUAAGGAUGAGAAACUUAACAGAACUGGGGUAGGGAGUGGAGGGAAAAUGCCACUCUUGAACUCCCAGGCAGACUUUACCUCCUGAGUCCAGCCAUAGCAGGGUGCUGCCUGGGGAGCUAUGGAAGCCAGUUUUGUUUAGAGACAUAUGGUAGAACACAAGCCAUGGAGGUGGGGUGAGUUUUGGACAUUUUCAUUACAUCAUAGAAAGAGGGCCCACAUAUGCUUAGCUUACGCCCACCUGCCACUUCCCUGUGACAGCCUUUGGGCUUUGGAGGGCUUAAACAGGGAAAAGAGGACAAUGGGACUGAAUUGGUGGUCACUGGGUCCUUUGUUCUUCUGUAUAUCCCUUUGGAGAUCACCCAGGCUAACCCCCCACCCCAGAAUCUGAUUACCAGGUUUCCUAGGAGCCCUGGAGGUGGGGAGGCUGUAUAUCUGGAAUUUACUGCCAUCCAUGUCAUACUCAAUAACCUGUCUGGGCACCUGCCCACCUUAGCCUGAGGCAUAUGCAUGCAGGAGGCCCUAAUCCUGACCCAGGCAGAGCACAGUGGCUGUAAGGAAUGU
This is a messenger RNA of Urocitellus parryii (Arctic ground squirrel), 2164 nucleotides long. It is a transcript of the gene P2rx6, whose product is annotated as purinergic receptor P2X 6. The record is from RefSeq and is a predicted model, not a curated record. NCBI's taxonomy places the organism in Eukaryota, Metazoa, Chordata, Mammalia, Rodentia, Sciuridae. Gene Ontology annotation, molecular function: extracellularly ATP-gated monoatomic cation channel activity; purinergic nucleotide receptor activity; ATP binding. Gene Ontology annotation, cellular component: plasma membrane; cell junction. Gene Ontology annotation, biological process: response to ATP; calcium ion transmembrane transport.